AGCGGUAUGGGUUUUUUGGAUAAGGCUGGCUGAACGCGGCCGCGUGUUCCAACUCCCACCUCCGUCUCCGGCGGGAAGCGGAGACCUCCCGCUCCGACUACCAUUCCGGCGGCCAUGGCCACCACCGCCGCCGCCGCCGCCGCCGUCUCUAACCUCUCCCUCCGCCUCCCAUCGACACUCCCCUUUACGGUUUCCUUCCCCACCCGCCUCUCGCGCAUUCCACACGCUCCGCUGCGACGCCUUCGGACGGCCUCCUCGCGAACCCUAGCAGCGCCCGCCACGUCGGAAGUCCCGGAGGCAGAGGAGCUGCGGUUGGAGGCGGAGUCCGCGCUGGAAUGGGGCGGCGUGUGCGCGCGGCUGGCCGACUUCGCCGCCACCGCCGCGGGCCGCGCCGCCUGCGGGGAGGGCCGGGUCCCCGUCGGUCAGAGCCGGGAGGAGAGCGAGCGGCUGCUCGAGCAGACCGCAGCCGCGUCGCUGCUCUCGGCGCCGCUGGAUUUCGGCGGCGUCGGCGACGUGUCCGCGGUCGUCGCCGCGGCCGCCCGUGGCCGGCUGCUCGCCGUGCGGGAGAUAUGCGGCGUCGGGGGCAGCCUCCGGGCCGCGCGCGGGGUGUUCGACCAAGUGAAGAGCCUCGCCGAGGAGAUGCCAGAUGGGAGGUAAUGGGAUUGGUUCAGCGCAAAGCAGUUUUGGAACACUGAAACACAACAUCGAUGAACUCGAAUCAGUGUAGCUCAUAAGGUUUCUUUGUGCAAGUGACAUGCAGUUUUGGGCUAAAAUUCUGAAUGCAGAUCCCUGUUUGGACUAUAUCCAGUUAGCAAAUCAUCUUGAUGAACGAUUUUCUGUAUGUAGGGAACAUUGAAACACAACAUUGUUGAAUU
Aegilops tauschii subsp. strangulata is the source of this 875-nucleotide messenger RNA. RefSeq lists its product as uncharacterized. Lineage: Eukaryota; Viridiplantae; Streptophyta; Magnoliopsida; Poales; Poaceae. The record is from RefSeq and is a predicted model, not a curated record. Gene Ontology annotation, molecular function: mismatched DNA binding; ATP-dependent DNA damage sensor activity; ATP binding. Gene Ontology annotation, biological process: mismatch repair.